Varroa destructor (honeybee mite) is the source of this 7954-nucleotide messenger RNA. RefSeq lists its product as uncharacterized. Gene Ontology annotation, molecular function: protein binding. Lineage: Eukaryota; Metazoa; Arthropoda; Arachnida; Mesostigmata; Varroidae. The record is from RefSeq and is a predicted model, not a curated record.
ACUGCCUGUUGUUUACCAAAGUGCCGCCUGUGGCCAGGCCGCCCGUAGACGUAUCGUCUGUCGACGCAGUUGUUGUUGUUCCAACCACGCCUGUCUGCUACUGCAUUUUUGUCUGCGACCGCUCUCACCAUCGGCUGCUCGGGCUAAAGUUAAAGUUGGCCGUUAGCUGUGCUGGUGGUGUUCGCAGUGGGGAGGUGCAUUUUCGCCUUGCUCUUUCCGGUUAUUGUUGGACUCUCGAGGUGGAUAUGCUGCUGCGUAUAGUAGUAGCAGCAGCAUUGGCCCGUCAGUGGUGCAGACGGUGCUGCUGUCGGUGAUCAGCCCCGUCCGUCCGUCCGUCCGUCCAUCGGCUCGCACGCCCUUUCGUUUGUCAGCCGCUAGCGCACCACCGUCGCAUUCUCCUAGUUAACUGGCUAGUUGAUUUGUGGGUCGGCCGGUGGGUCGGGGUCUGUGUUGUGCCGCGGCGAUGGUUGUCGUCGUUGGUGUGGCGUCAUCAUCAACCAUCGCUGUACCGAGCAGUAGUUAUUGUAGCAAUUCUGGUAGUACUGGUGAUAAUAUCUAAAGGUGGGAGCGGGUGUGCGUGUAAGCGAGCACCAGCAGUAGAGAAGCGCCUGCAAGGCGCUCAGGACCAAAAGCGGGGCGGCUGCUACGUCCGUUUCUGAAGCAAUCAACGACGACGACGACAACGUCGGGCGCUGCUGAGACCGCACGAGAACGAAGCCAAGAGAAGUCAAUUCAAGACCCGCAGCGAGGACCGAGCUGACUCAAGUGGAGUUCACUUUUGGUUGCGCAUAAUGGACAGACGGAACUAGCCCAUUUUACGGGACUGUGGUGCGACCUAUGGUUUAGCGUACCCCCUGCGUGUGGUUUCCCAGAACGGCUACACUAAGCACAGAGCUCCGGAGUGCUAUCAUACAAGAUCGUUCACAGGGUCGGAGUCAAACGGAGGUGACGAAAAGACACAAAGGAAAGAGGGUGGCGUUUUCUUGCAACAAGCAACUGUGGUUGGGCUGUCACUUGAAACAGCCCCACAAGCGUACGUCAAGUUUGCUGUCUACGUUGAUCGAAGGGAGCUUUGUGCAAAUCAACCGCGAGACAGCGGCCUAGAACCCAAAAAUAAGAACCCAGUGCCAUAUAGUGCCAACGUGAGUGAACGGGACGUCCUACUUGUUUGGCAGUCCUUCAUACAUCAUUCGGUAGACGAAAAAGAACAGCGACUGCGCGUGUGGGUGUAUGUGGCUGUUUGCUCACUGUGUGCUGUUCCGUGGUCAUAAACGGAUAGCGUAAUAGUGAUUGACCAUUGCGAGUUGUAGUAGCAUUGAUAGUUGUGGCUGCAGUAUUCAAUAUUGGCACCGAUAUUCGAGGAGCUUGUGGGUGCGCGUUCCAGUGUCCUCCAGCUGAUAUAAAGCGACAGCUAUUGUAACGGCUUGUAUGAGUGAACGAACAAGUUAAGUAGGCUGACCGUAGUGUGACACUGCUGCGCACUGUACUCAGCAAUCUUCUAGGCUCAGAAGAGUUCAGACUUAGGCGCAGGUGACUCUCUAAGCUAAUGAAAGGCAGCAGUUAGGUGUGGCGGUGUUAUGGUGAAAGCUGGAGCCGCCCGUGCGGCCAGGAUGCCGCAGAGCUAGUCUUGCGUUUCGCGGCAGAAGAGGAGCGCUGACCUAGCACGGGUCAGCGGCGGAACCAACUGUAAUCAGGCGUCGGAGCCGCAUCUGUACGAACCAAUACGAUUUAAAACGUCAAGCACCGAUUACUACGGCAUCGUCGUGAGCAGCAAAAACGAGCUCGCAGCAGAGUAAAGAUUAAUAGUAGGCGAGGUCAUUUGAGGGCCCAGCGGCAUCCGCUCAUCUACAAGCUAUCUUAGAGUAACAACAUAAUGGGAGCCAAUUGUUCAUCUGCUCAGAAGAAGAAGCGUUCCGGGAGUGGAGAUGGAGAGACUGCUGGCGCAGGAGGCCGACGAGCCUCAUCCGAGUCUGUUCCAUACGGCGACGUGGCGGCCACGGGAGGUGGUGGCCAGGGGAGCACUGGACCAGGCCACCAAAACAACACCAAGCAGAGAACGUCACAGCCAACUUCUGCUGCAGUCCAGCAUUCACACGGCAUAUCAGCCGCACCUCCUCCGGCGCAGCCGCCGUUUGGUCCCACCGACGACGAACUAGUAGCUCAGAGCAUUUUUCCCGAGGCGGUGUGGCAUCUACUGAGGGGUCGCAAGCCAUGUCAGUUUGGACAACAAUUCAGCGCGAACGCGGGUGCAGUUGGUGGAGCGGCCGUCGAACAGCUUUUUGCCAAUAUUUCGAAACAGGUUACCAUCUACACGAUUUCUACUAGCGAUUGGUUGCCGGAGAGGAAACACCUGAUGGAAAAUGUCUUUGAGGACGUACGAGAAUUCGCACAGAGGAUAGGGUAUGCACUCAACUUCGUUGACCUCUGUUGGGCACUCAACUACCGGAAAAUCCCGCAUGCUAAGGUGGAAGCUUUAUCCCGGAUGACAAUCAAUCGGCUUAAAAAUCAGGGAAAGCUUGUAGCGCUAGUUCUUUUGGAUGAGAGAGCACAUCGACUCCAGUAUACUUUACCGCCUGAACUUCCAGAGGACGUGUUUAAUGCCCUGUUGGCUAACUGUCCUGAACACGCCCCGGUUGUACAAAGGUUCUACAAAAUUAGCUCUGAAGGAAGUGAAAAAACAAUGGCACGAUUGUUUGAGCCUCGUGUCGAUGAUAUCACGAAUGAGCUUCAUACACAACUGGUGGAGGCCUUUUUGGCCGGAUUGAGCCCUGCUAUGAAAGACAAGUACCUCGUCUCUCUUAUCGAGAGCGAACUGAAGGCCACCGUAUUUACUCCAUCCGAUUUGAGUACGGCUGGCGAGGACAUGGAUAGUCUUAGAGGUAAACAUGCGAUUUGGUUAGAGCGAAGAAUCUAUGGGGUUUCUCAAACAACAGAUGGAGCUUGUAGUCAGGAGCGACAAAAGAGCUCUGAUUCGAACGGUGCGUCGGCUGAAAACGAUACGGAUGGAUGGCAGGCUAAGCGGUACAACCACCUGAGAGGCCUGCUGGAGGACAAUUUGACUUCUGCCCAAAAGCUGAUUAUUCGAACAAGUAAGAAUAAUCCUGGCUACUAUAGCGAGCUUGCGAAAAUCGUACGAGAAGCUCUCGAAGAACUCAUCAAAGGGGUCCGCGACGAAGAUCUAGAAGUUGAGGCCAGCUCUCCUGCACGAGGAGUACCAGAUUCGUUAUAUCUCGAACUGUGUGAACAAUCUCGACUGAAGGAGGUGUUAUUACGCCAAGAAGAGAUGACAACUGGAGAAGCAGAGUUCUGCAAACUUUUUUCUCAGAGGUUGGCUUGUGGCAAACUAUUUAUUGUGCACUCGAAUAAAAACGUAAGCCAUAUGGCUGCGCAAAUAAUAGAAGCAAUGACAAGCUCGUCAGCCUCCGAUGGCGAAUCUCUCCUGAAGCCUCGCGCUAUCCUCUACCGUUUCUGUAAUCGUACAGUGAAUUCAUCCAAUGUUGAAAGAAUCGUGCGCUCGCUUCAGGAACAGCUAUGCUUUCUAACAGGCAGAAGCGCGAGCGAGGGCAGUUUGAGCUUUGAGGAACAUCGAAUGAGGGGACACCCUUUUACGCCACCAAAGCCAGCUGGCAACGAAAUGGACAAGAAGACUAACUGUCAGGAAUACGUCUUUCUUCUUGAUGCGCAAUAUGGUGAUAAUCUUGGCGGGCUAUGUGACCUUAUACCUGAAACACUCGCAUCAAAUGUCGCUGUAAUUAUACUGGCACAUUCCGGAAGCACAAUGUGUGAUCGACUAAAGGCUGUUGGAAAUUUAGACAAGUCACUUGUGGAGCUGCAAGAAUCAGUAAAAAUGGACCCUGAGAUGGAAGAGGCACCUGUAUUCGAUAUUGAUGAACUUAUCUCUGCUGAGGCGCAAGCAAUGUUCGAGGGAGUGCUGGCUUGCUCUCGUUACGGUUUGAUGGAGAGAGAUAUUAUGGACCUUUUAUCGACUAAGCCGUCAUACUUCAGGAAUAAUUGUCCUCUAAUUGACGCUAUGCAGGCGAGUGACUGCCGACAUGCUCCAUAUGCGAUUUGGGCAGUUUUCGCCGCCGUGAACCAGCGACGUCUGAUCGUGCAGAACCAUGCUGGGCGAGUUAUCUACUCGCUACUUGGGGUUGCUAGCGGUGGCUUGGCCGCUAAAUGGCAUGACGUCCUGUUUGAUUUCUUUGACCGGCACUGGAACAAGGAAUGUUCUGUGCUUGUACAGGAUGAACUGGCUUUUCAAAAGAUACGUAACAACAAAAUGGUUCCGAACACAUACUAUGAUUUGGACUAUCUCUCUAAACGUCUAUCGUUGGAGUUUUCGGAUCCGUAUGCUGUUCUGGAGGAGCUCCGCCUAGUGAACGAUCGGACGCUUCGCUCUGUUCUUGAGCAUGCCGCAUUCGCACUGCGUUAUGAUGCAGCUCAACUCUUUGCGCAACUGACCGAACACGUGUGGUCUGCUAAGGACGAAGGCGAUAAAUUUGACAGGCUUAAAUCGUUGCUUCUUCAUGCGGAUAGAUGGCGUUCGCGAGUUGGCACGUUCAUCCCGCUAGAUUCCAUAAGCUCGUUAGCAUUCGGAGAUAGUCCUGCCAAGUUGGGACCAGAGAUUGACAGCAGGGCUAAGAAACUGAGCAAUCUUUACGUGAUGAAAGGAGACAGCAUCCAUCUCGUAUCUACUUCUGAGGAUGCCGCCGAAAUCUGUGUUUGGAAUGCAAUUCAACAGAAAGCCGUACGAAGAAUAUACGGUCUGAACCAACCACGCGAGCUUCGACUGAUCGAUAAUCGGCGUGUACUGGUGCUGUGCAACAGAGAGUUGCGUGUCUACGAUUUGGAUGCAGGACAUUUACUGGUCAAACUCAAAGGCGUGAUGCAUCAACAAAUGGCCUUUUUUGGCCUACACUCACCAGAUUACGUAGUUGCACUGUCACGUAACCGAAUGUAUGUCAACAUGAUGAACUUACAGAGUGGCGACCUUGAAACUACUUUUAAGGUCGGAGAAGAUCGUUUCUUGAACAGUUUAUUAGUGUCAGCAAACGGACGUAUUUGCGUUUGUGGCGACGAGACUCAAAAGCCAUUUCCUUUGCUAGUAUGGGACUUGGAUAAACGAAAACUUCUCUACGAUCUGCGGAUAGCACAUCACGAGUUUCUGACCCGAUUGUCCGCCAUUUCGUCUGACGGCCACUAUGUAGUAUGCGUUUGCCGAGAGUUGGCUGACGGCGCGCCCAACUUUAUCAUUGUCUACGAUUUACAAAGUGGAACAUUAUUCAAGAAGUGGAAGCCACAGCGGAGUUCUGUAAGCAUCGCGGUAUCAUCAGCCGCAUCACUUGUUCUCAAUGGACUUGAUAACGCCUUACUUGUCGUAUGGGAUCUUGGCACCGGACAAAGGAAAUACACUCUGAAAGGACACACUGCCCCUGUUGAUGAAAUUCGGCUUGAGCCGGAGAUGGGACGGCGAGCGUUAACGUACAGCUCCUACCAGCACAUUGAUGGGAGUGUUCGAGUAUGGGACGUUGAUAAGGGAGUCUGUUUAGCUGUGUACACGCCAUCGUUGCCUGUACUCUGUGGCCAGAUUCUUCCCGGUGGGGAAGCCUGCGUCCUGGCUCUGGACGGCCGGGAUAGGCUUGUCGCGUGCGCGCUUCUUGAGAGAUCAAAGGCCGGUGCCAUAAGAGAGGCGUUCCAAAAACUCACUAACGCUGCCAAUAAACAAGUCUACGGUACCGAAGCCAAGUACGGACUAGAAGUCGAGCUCAAGGACGCCUAAUUUAGAAAAUAAUCAUACGGUGAAUUAUAAUAAUACUGUUAUUAAUGAUAGCAAUAUGCCUGACGUUAACCUGGCAUCUCUGUGAAAGGCUGUCUGAGCUAACAUGAUCAGACACUAACCGUAAAGCGCUGCCAACUUAGGACAAAGCAGGCAAUAUGAGCCUUCUAGAAUUUCGUCCGCCCUGCCAUCCCUAAUAACAACAAUAGUAUGAUGAUGAUAAUUACAAAAAAAAGAAUCUUAGUUGCUAUAAUGAGAGAGAGAGAGAGAGAGAGAGAGAGAGAGAAAAUGAGGAAGUGCGAGAUAACUGGAAAUGCCGGAAAUACAGGUUGCGAAAGCUCUACAUUGCGGGAAAUAUAUACAGCGAAUUGGAUUGCUGACAGCACAUCGAUCUGAAAAAUAUUAUAUAUGUAACUAGCCAUAGAUAUUAUGUAAAGGAAGGCAACAAAGCCUUACGAAUAGUGAAAUCCAGGCGUUCAUCGAUAGUGAUCGAUGGAGCAAAAAAGAAUUUGCACAGAACAUGGGAAUUAAGAUUAUUUAAAAAAAAAACAUGUUAUAUCACUAAUCAUGAAUAUAAAGCGUAUGGUCCAGAUCCGGUAAUCUUCUACACAUAAAAAGAUAAUGCAUAACUAUGGUAUGGAUCUGACAUGUGCAGAUCCCUGUGGCCUGCCCUCUCACUGCGAAGGAAAGUUUCAGGCGGUCGUUGUGGGAUGGCCAGUUCAUUGGAAAAAAAUACUGAUGGGACAAACAGAAAUUCCGUGUACAGGCCUUUGCACCCAGAGAGCAUAGAACGAUAUCUCCUUGUGGGAACAGAUCUUAGCCUAAAAGCCACCUAGGUUAUUCAUUCUUCCAAACUCAAGUUUAAACCAUGCAUAGGCGUUGUAUAGAAUUUUUUACAUGACUUCGAAUCUUGCAUACCUAUAUACAUACAGACUAAACAUAAGGAACCAGAGAGCAACGAUAAAUCUUUGCUUGGUACUGUCUGAAGUGUUAGGAUUUAUUAUUAGUAUUAGUACGUUAACAAACCCUUUGAGUCAAGAUCGGCUGUAACGCAAUAAUGGCAAAGUUAUAUUAAAUUAACUUUCUAACCAUAGGGUAAAAUACGGAACUUAAUAUUUACUAUCGUCAUGGUGGCAUAUUGUUUAAUGCGUUCAAAAAUGUGUUAGAUACUAAAAGCAAGAUAGUACAGCCAAAGUGAUUGGUGACGCACCAUAAUACUCCCCUGGCUGUAAAGCACAAAGUCCGCAUUAAGGACGAUUACCUGGCGCCUGUAGAAGUCAAUCUGAAGCUGUUUUUUGUGUCUGAGUCGGAAAAAAAUGUGUGUGUGUUUUUAAUUAAAAAUUAAAUUAAAAAGCCCAUCGUUCGCGCAGAUACAUCAUGGAAUCUCCGAUAUCGUUAGCCGUAGCGGAAUAAUUUCGGGAAAUACCUUUCACUCUUGAGUAUGAAUUUGAGUGAGGAUGAUCACUUUGAGUAGCGGUCCAAAAAAUAGAGAUCUGACAACGAAAACAAUUUAACUAUGUGCUUAUCCGCUCUAUCUGUAGCCGUAACGAUAAUAGGGUUAUGAGUCGAUAGAAAAUCUCGUUUGUAGCAUUCCUAUGUCGACACUGUCACGCACAACCGAGUAUCCACACGAAGCCCUAUGGAUAGAACUAUAAACAUACUAUAUAUUUCCUAUCUUUAAUAUUUCGUGCUAUGCGCUUUGGUAUCAAUGUGUCAGAUUUAAUUAUCGGUAUAAGCCGGGCAAAUUUGUGGUACUUAAUAGGACGACCAUCGAUGUGACAUUUUGGCUGUAGCUACUUGCUGGUACUGCAUUACGGAGAUCAUGCGCAACUAGAGUUGCCACAUCUCGAUAUAUGUAGACAUCUAGAUACAUGUACAUGACGCAGGAAGAGCCGAAAGCAAACAGGAACCCAGUCAAGUACAAAGUCAAAUCCCGAAAUACAAUCAAACAUACGAAAAUAGGAGCAGAAAAAAUUACAUACUGAAAGCGUACACAUAGAAGGAAAAGGUAUGAUGAUGUGGUAACAAUGGUUAGCGUAAGACCACGGCUCGAUCUUGAAGUGACUGAUUUUCUACCUACCUUGCUUUGUCAUUGUUCUUAAAGAGGUACGAGUUUCUGUCGACAGGUGACUGAUUCGAUAUUAUAGAAUUGAGCGGUGACAAACGAAAUGCGCAUGA